This is a messenger RNA of Pseudomyrmex gracilis, 2208 nucleotides long. Its product is annotated as succinate--CoA ligase [ADP-forming] subunit beta, mitochondrial-like. NCBI's taxonomy places the organism in Eukaryota, Metazoa, Arthropoda, Insecta, Hymenoptera, Formicidae. The transcript has 7 exons. Gene Ontology annotation, cellular component: mitochondrion; succinate-CoA ligase complex. The record is from RefSeq and is a predicted model, not a curated record. Gene Ontology annotation, biological process: succinyl-CoA metabolic process; tricarboxylic acid cycle. Gene Ontology annotation, molecular function: succinate-CoA ligase (ADP-forming) activity; ATP binding. Bases 845 to 2194 code for a protein of 449 amino acids.
GUACGAAAACUAAUUGUUAGAUUAAUUUUAUAUUGUGUAGUUUACUUAUUAUUAAAAUUGCUUAUAUAAAAUUAUUGAACGUGUUCUAUGUGAAACGCACGCGCGUGCAGAGAUAAUUUUUAAGUCUCUUCUAAAAAAAUAAACUUAUAUUGCAUUCGUAAAUACAGAAUAACAGAAAGAAGUAUAAAUAUAAUACAUAUUUCUCACACAAAUGUGAGGAGCAAAAGUUACAAAUUUUUUCUUUCAACAGGUAAUCUUUGAAAAAUUUUAUAGAUUUUUAAAUAUACAUAUUUUUUAGUUUCUCUAUAUCCUGACUCUUCUCUUAAUUCAACAAAUCUGUGAAAAUGUGAUUAAUGAUAAGUUUACGUCAUAAUAUUAUUUAUAUAUGUAUUAUUUAUAUAAUAUAUAUACUGUUUUAUAUCAAACAGAGAGGAAGCGAUAACAACCGCGGAAUACGACGCAGUUGUACAGAUCGACUAACUUGGAUAUUUUUAAAACAUGCAUAAAGUCAGUUGAAGUAUGAUCAUAUGAAUUGUAGCAAACUUAUCUCUGUUAAAAUAAAAACGAAGCAAGCAUAUCUACAUAUAUAAUAUAAACUCAUUGCCCACCCGACUCAGCAUUCAGCAAUCGUCGUCGCGCCCAAAGUCCUCUCGUGAACUGAAGUUUUUAUGUAUGAUAUAUAUAUUUGGGAAAGCAAAAGCUGAUCGAGCAAGUUUUGCAAAGCGAAACAAAAUGUCAAGUUAAUGAAUAUUUGAUGAAAAAAAUUGAUAUAAAAAAAAUGUAUGGAGUACGCGCGUGUUAAGUUCACAACAUAAAAUAUCACCGAGAAGAGCUAACUGUCAUUAUGUCGUUUAUAAUAUCGUCGAUAGUAGGAAUGUGCGCGAGAAACAAACAGCUGUUAGUGCGCAAAGCACCGAUCGUUAAACAACCGGUGCGAAACUUAGAGGUGCACGAACACGUUGCCUACACGUUUCUGAAAGAAGCUGGCAUUCCCACUCCGACUUUCGGGGUGGCAAAAACACCCGAUGAAGCCGCUGAUCUGGCCAAAAGUUUCAGAACAAAAGAUCUCGUCUUAAAGGCGCAAAUUCUGGCUGGAGGAAGAGCGAAAGGACAUUUUAAAGAUACUAAUGUCAGUGGCGUCGUAAUGUGCGAUUCAGCCGAACAAGUAAAAGAAGUAGCAAGCAAUAUGAUCGGCAAACUGCUCAUAACUAAGCAAACAAGUAAGGCCGGAAAAAUAUGCAACUCCGUGAUGGUUACGACACGUAUGUUUCCGCGCAAAGAAUAUUACAUGUCUGUGAUGUUGGAGCGUGCUUUCGAUGGGCCUGUGAUAAUAGUCUCCAAGCAAGGCGGCGUGAACAUCGAGGAAAUCGCUGCCGCGAAUCCGGAAGCUGUCGCAUAUAUACCGAUCGAUGUAAACAAAGGUUUAACGUCCGAGCAAGCGUCUAGUGUUGCUGAUAAAUUAGGACUUACCGGAAACAGCAAGGAAAUCGCGUCGAUUGUUGCGAGCAAUCUUUACGACUUGUUUAUGAAGAAGGAGGCUUUGCUCCUUGAAAUUAAUCCAUUCAUAGAGGACAUAUGCGGCAAAUAUUAUGCUCUGGAUUGCAAAUGCAGUUUCGACGACAGCUCCGAGUUUCGGCAGAAAGAAUUGUUCUCCUUCAAAGAUACCACCCAGAUGGAUCCGAAUGAAGUUGAGGCUGAGAAGCACAACUUGAAUUAUAUAACUAUGGAUGGAAAUAUUGGUUGUAUGGUGAACGGAGCCGGCUUAGCUAUGGCCACUAUGGACAUUAUACAGCUGUACGAUGGCUGGCCAGCGAAUUUUUUGGACGUUGGCGGAACCGCUACAGUCGAGACCGUAAGGGAAGGAUUCAAAAUAUUGUCGUCAGAUCCAAAUGUAGAAGCUAUUUUUGUAAAUAUCUUUGGUGGCAUAAUGAGAUGCGAUAUAAUCGCUCAAGGAAUCAUUGAUGCUUCUAAAGAGUUGCACUUGAAAGUACCUGUGGUAGUGCGAUUACAAGGUACUAAUGUGGAAAAAGCUAAGAAGUUGAUUUCAGAUGCUAAACUGAAGGUAUUUUCUGAGGAUGACUUUGCUCAAGCAGCAGCGACGUCCGUUAAGAUGGCGUCGAUGAUGAAUCUUGCAAACUCUUUGAAUUUAGAUAUUGCUUUCAGUGCUAAAUCACCGGUGAAGAGAAAUAACUAAAAAAAAAAAAAAAA